This is a messenger RNA of Aricia agestis (brown argus), 5719 nucleotides long. RefSeq names its product Ca(2+)/calmodulin-responsive adenylate cyclase-like. Gene Ontology annotation, biological process: intracellular signal transduction; adenylate cyclase-activating G protein-coupled receptor signaling pathway; cAMP biosynthetic process. The record is from RefSeq and is a predicted model, not a curated record. NCBI's taxonomy places the organism in Eukaryota, Metazoa, Arthropoda, Insecta, Lepidoptera, Lycaenidae. The coding region runs from base 343 to 5427 and encodes 1694 amino acids. Gene Ontology annotation, molecular function: adenylate cyclase activity. Gene Ontology annotation, cellular component: plasma membrane. The transcript has 23 exons.
CCGCCGCAACCCGGCAGUCAUCGAGCGACCGCCGCGGGAGACGCCGUUUUAGAGCGCGUCGAAACAUUUAUGAAUUUAAGUGACAUGCGCGCUUGUAAACCUUAACCCCUGUUAAAUAACAAACACGAAAAUUGGAUUUCAGUGCACGACUGUGAGUGUGUGGUGGUAUUUUACUAUAAAGUUCCUAGAACCGAUCUCAUUCUCGAGCUUGUGGUGUGUUUAUGUUAGCGCGGCGCCCGCUCCGUCCGUCGGUCUGGAGGGACGUCGCCCCCGAGGAGUCCCUAUAGAGAUGAAGCGGCGGUGCGUGCGAUCUCGGGCGAGGUGAGAGGUGGUCAAGUCGCGAUGGACCACGCGGUGAAGGCGAUGUCGGCGCGCGGGCCACUGGCUCGGCUGCUGGCGCGGCGCCGCUUCGAGUCCGCCGAGCUGGAGGAGCUGUACGCGCGAUACGCGUGCAAGCUGCAGCGGUCCUCGGUGGGCUCGGCGCUGGCGCUGUGGGCGGCGCUGGCGGCGGCGCUCGCGGCCGUCGACGCCACGCGGGGCUGGCGGAGAGCGCCACAGGUUGGCGUCCUAAGCGCUCACGCGGUGUUAUGCGGCGGACUGGCGUGGUGGUGCGGGCGCGCGGGCGGCGAGGCCCCGGAGCGGCGGCUGCCCCGCGCGUGCUGGCUGGCGCUGGCGGGCGGGGGCACGGCGCUGGCUGCCACCCUGCCGGCCUGGAGCCCCGGGGCGGCGGCCGAGGGCGCCGUGCACGUGGUGUGGGCGGUGUUCGCGGCGUACGCGCUGCUGCCGGUCGGCGCGCCGGUGGCGGCGGCGUUCGGUCUGCUCCUGCCGGUCGCUCACACCGUCGCCGCUGCUCUGGUCGCGCCGCGCUUCCCAUACCAUGUGUGGCAGCAAAUGGUAGCCAACGUGGUGGUAUUCGUGUGCGUGAACAUCGUGGGCGCGCUGAUGCACUCGCUCAUGGAGACAGCCCAGCGCCGUGCCUUUCUCGACACCAGGAACUGUAUCGCUGCCAGAUUGGAUAUGGAGGAUGAGAAUGAGAAAUUGGAAAGGUUACUGCUAUCAGUGCUGCCCCAACACGUCGCUAUGGAAAUGAAGAACGACAUUAUAUCACCUGUCGAGGGCCAAUUCCACAAGAUCUACAUACAGAAACACGAACAAGUUAGCAUCCUGUUCGCGGACAUCGUGGGCUUCACGGUGCUGGCGUCGCAGUGCAGCGCGCAGGAGCUGGUGCGGCUGCUCAACGAGUUGUUCGGCCGGUUCGACCAGCUCGCUAAUGACAACCACUGCCUCCGCAUCAAGAUCCUGGGCGACUGCUACUACUGCGUCUCCGGUCUGCCGGAGCCGCGCUCCGACCACGCGCGGUGCACCGUCGAGAUGGGCCUCGACAUGAUCGACGCCAUAGCGUCUGUGGUGGAGGCGACGGACGUGCAGCUGAACAUGCGCGUGGGCAUCCACACGGGGCGCGUGCUGUGCGGGGUGCUGGGCCUCCGCAAGUGGCAGUACGACGUCUGGUCCAACGACGUCACCCUCGCCAACAACAUGGAGGCGGGAGGAGAGCCGGGACGUGUCCACAUUACUCAAGCGACGCUGGAGUGUCUGGGAGGCGCAUACGAGGUGGAGUCGGGGCACGGAGCCAGCCGCAACGCGUACCUGCGCGACCACUCCAUACAGACAUAUUUCAUCAUACCGCCGCCCAGACGGAGAAAAAUGUGCCUGCCUUCUGGCGUGGGUCUGGGCUCGGCGUCGCGUCGCAAGCUCUCCUUCAAGAACGUCUCCAACGUCGUCGUCCAGCUUCUGCACUCCAUCAAGUUCAACGUUGACGUACCCUUUUCCAACAUGGCCGCCUCGCCACAGGAACUCAAAGCGAAUGCCGCCAGAAAGGUGCUGGACCUGCGGCGCGCGCUGCACGCGGAGCCGGGCUCGGCCGAGGCGCUGCGGCUCGCUGCGCUGCGCGGCGAGGACGUGAGCGCUGCGCUGCGCGACCCCGCGCACCCCGCACACCCCGCCUCCGCCCCGCACCACCACACCUUCGACGCCGUCAUGCAACACCACGCGCUGCGCACCCACACGAAUAAGGUGACGGAAAAGAGCAAGCGGCCGUUGAAAAAGCGUCACUCUUCUGUUUACCACCAGCCGACUAACCGCGUGAACAAGUACCUGGCGCAGGCCAUUGACGCCCGCUCCGUGCACCGGGAGAAGGCCACGCAUGUCCAUCUCCUGACGCUAUGCUUCAAAGAUGCUGAGAAGGAGGCACAGUACCGAGCAUCAACUGACGGUGGAUGGGCUGGCUCGCUGAGCGCUGCCCUCUGCGCGCUAACAGCGUCGGGGGCGCUGCAAGCGGCUAUAUUGCCGAGAACCACUAUUCUCUUACUUCUCUUCGUGACGGCCUUCGCGUGGUCUGCAGCGGUGUUAGCGCUGACUUUAGCAGCUAGACUGCGGCUGAUACCGUGCGACGUGUCCCGCCCGUUCGCGCUGAGGAACGCCAUUACAACUUUCACUAUCGUACUCGGUUACGCCGUUGGACAAGUUAAUGUGAUAACAUGUCGAGAGAUCGACGUGUGUCGGAAUUUAACAGAGAAUGUAACAACGCUAGCCGCUAUACGGUCUCGAACUGAACUGUCAGCCUUAUGGGGGGCUGCAGACCAUAGGGCCUGUCCUGUCCCCCUCUACAUACCUCUCGGCUGCUGCCUGGCGAUGCUGGCAGUGGCAGUGUUCCUGCGACUGCCGAUACUAGUGAAGGGAGUGCUGCUAGCUGCGAUGACAGCGGGCUACGUAGCCGUCAUCCUCGCUUACCACAAGGAGCUGUUUGACUGCUACGAUUUAAUGUCUGAGCCGGGUGCGAUAGGGUCAGCGUACGUGGCGUGCGCGUGGACGGCGGCUUUGGGGCUGGCGGUGCUGCUGCACGCGCGCCAGACGGAGUGGACCGCCAGACUCGACUUCCUCUGGCAGCUGCAGGCCGGAGAGGAGAAGAGGGACAUGGACGCGCUGCAGGCGUCCAACCGUCGUAUCCUAUUCAACCUACUGCCGGCGCACGUGGCGACGCACUUCCUCGACAAUCAGUUCCGGACCAACAUGGAGCUGUACCACCAGUCGUACGGGCGCGCGGGCGUGGUGUUCGCGUCCAUCACCAACUACCACGAGUUCUACAUGGAGCUGGACGGCAACAACCAGGGCAUGGAGUGUCUGCGGCUGCUCAACGAGAUCAUAGCUGACUUUGAUGAGCUACUCGGCGAGGAGCGUUUCAGCGCGAUCGACAAGAUCAAGACCGUCGGAUCGACGUACAUGGCGGCCGUCGGGCUCAUACCCGACAAAAAGAUGUCCGACGACGCCAGCACGCGGCGUCACAUGGCCACGCUCGUCGAGUUCGUUUUCGCCAUGCGGGACAAACUCAAGGACAUCAACGACAACUCAUACAACAACUUCAUGCUCAGAGUUGGUAUAAACGUGGGUCCCGUGGUGGCGGGCGUGAUCGGCGCGCGCAAGCCGCAGUACGACAUCUGGGGCAACACCGUCAACGUCGCCUCGCGCAUGGACUCCACCGGCCUGCCCAACCACACCCAGGUCACCGAGGAGGUCUACCAGGUGCUCAAGGACAUGUCCUACACCUUCGUUUGCCGCGGCAAGGUCAAGGUCAAGGGGAAGGGUGAGAUGACGACGUACUUCCUCACCGACCGCGCGCCCUCCGCCGGCGACCCGCCGGGUGGCCUCGACGGCCCGUCCAACCCGCCCUCCGCGUACGGCGGGGUCGCCACGCCGCUCGCCAUGCUGCAGAACUCGGCGCGACGGGCGGCGCAGACCUCCCGCCUGCCCCCUCUGCGGGAGGCGUCCGUCGCUGGCGAGAACGAGCCCCUCCUCCCCAACGGCCACCAGAACGGCAACCACAGGGGCGGCCGGGGCCGACGGGGGGUGGACGACGACACCCCCCCGCCGCCCCCGCCGCACGGCAUCGGGCCGAGCCCGCGCUGGCCGCCGCCGCGCGCGCUCGUGCCGCCCUGGCCUCGCCCGCAGGAGCCCCGCCCGCCGGUCGCGCAGAAGCGCCGCCCCCCCGCGCGCCUGCCACGUCCGCGCUCCAGCGAGAGCCUGCCGCUAGCGCGCAGCCCGCGCGUGCACUCGUCCGCCGACGAGCUCAGCUCUCUCACGCGGUCGCCGUCACUCAGCUCGUCGGACGAGAGCUACUCGCGCACGACCGACGCCUCCCCGUCGCCGCCGCGCCCCGCGCCCCGCCCGCCGCCCGCCCGCCGGGGGAACUCGUACGACUACCCGCCCAUCCGAGGGGCGAAGCCCACCCCGGACAUGAUCGACGAACUGUACGCGAAGCGCGAGGCGAGGAAGGCGGCGCUCGAGGACGAGCUGCUCGACGGCGACUUCCCGAAGGAGGACGAGAAGCUGCAGCGGAGCAUCAUCGGCGUGCUGCAGGCGGCCGUGAAGCGGGACGGGUGCAGCCAGACGGACCGGCGCGGCGGGCGGCGGGCGGGCUCGUUCUCCAGCUCGGGUGGGCGGCCGGCCGACCUCAAGCUGCUGGGCCGCGACGGGCGCGAGGCGUUCUCCCGCCGCAGCCCCGCCGACGUCGCCUGCGUGCCGCCCUUCGAGAGGGAGAUCCAGCGGCUGCUCGACGACCAGAACCUCAUCGUGAUGAAUUCACCCAAAACUGAGAGAAAGGACUUAAAAUUGGAACUCAGAGCUCAAAACUCGCUGCUGGAGGCGAGCCGCAACAGCAACAACAACUCCAGCCCGCUGCACGCGGUGGGGCUGGCCGCCAUCGCGCAGCUCGCCCGCCAGGAGAUCAGUCCCGCGCGACCCGCCGACCCACGUGACACCCGCGACCCACGUGACCCGCGUGACACUCGAGACCCACGUGACCCGCCCGCGGACUUCCCCGGCGUGCUGCCGACGGAUGUCGUAGUGGAGCUGCCGUCGCCGACGCACACCUCCGAAAAGGAUUCGAGUAGACAGAAUCAGAGGAAAACGGAGGCAUCACUUACCAAAGAGAAGAUCGAAAAGGAUAUCCACGAGAGGCUUCAAAACCGGGUGACAAACCACCGGGAGGCUUACGGGGAGAGCCAAUCGGAGUGGAGUUCGUCCUGCUCGGAGGGCGAAGGCGAGGGCUGCCAACCGGAGAGCACAGGGUACACAACGGACGACCCGGCUUUAGAGAACGUGUCUAUGUUGAACGAGGCGGGGCUAACGGACGCGGAGGCAGCCCUGAGCGACGUCAACUCGUGCUACUUCGAUCGGGACGAUUUGUCGUCGCGCGCGUCGUCGCGACUUUUGGACUCCGAAGCAUUGGUGUCGCUGGAGUCGCUUAGCGCGAUAUACGACUCGGACGAGCCUGCGCAUAGGUACCUGGCGAAUAUCCGUACCGUGAGCGAGUCCAUCACCCGCAACUUCGGCCAGCCGGCGCACGUCACCGACGCCGAGAGCGACGUCUAGACUCUCUAAUACUCCAAACCCUGUACAUUCAUUUGUGGUGCUGCUAUGUAAUCGGUCGGGUGCAGUCGACGCUUGUAACCCUGAUGAUGUAUUGGUUAGUAACAUUUCGGCGCGGAUCGCUGUUGGUUAACGGCAGGUUAUGUUAUAUGUAUUUUGCGACGGCAAUUUGACAGCGAAUAUUGAACAAUAUCUGCUGUCAAAUAGAACAGCAGAUACAUAUUACUAAAUGUUCGCCUAUUUUAUUGUGGCAUUAGGGUCAAUUCAGACCGCAACCCGACGCUUAGAUAUGCAU